AUGAUUGCCAGGGCACGCAAGGAACUCCUUCCGCUACGACUUGUCAAGGCCCUCCAUGCCGCGGACAGUCUCGGCCUCGUUGAUAGAACGCCGCUGGGAAUCUGGCUCCCGUGGCACGUCCUACUCCCUUUCAACGUGGAGGAACGCAAGACCCCUGCCAUUACCUUGCUCAUGCGUCUCUACCGCGCCGAACUUGGCAUGGAGUCCCCGGUACAGCAGUCUGCUGCCGGACCAGAACGGCCUCCAGAUCCCUCUAACGUGGUCCUUGAUCAUAUAUCAUCUAGUCCGCAAAAGGACAAUAGGAACACGUCGGAAUUCUUCAAGGCAGCGGAUGUCGAACUAGAAGGCUGGAUUAGCGGUUUCAAUGUGGGCUACAGGCCGCUAGAAUCCGGUCAAGUCAGCGUCGACGCUGGCGUCACGGGAAACCCUGUCGAUAUGGAUGUCACGGAGGCGUUCAGAAGGGCCUGGUUCCAGGUGUUUGUCCGCAAUGCUCACAAUCGCAACAACUACCUCGUCCCUGCCCUAUACCAGGCUGUUCAGCGCGGAGAGAUAUGGGAUCAAAAUAUCGCUCACAUGAUAGAGCGGCUCUACGAGGAAGAUGUUGAGAGUCGUACUCAACAAAUGAAUCAUUCACGCCUGUACCCAGAGGAGGGAAGUCAGGACGUCGGAACACUCGAAGACCUAGACGGCGUUUUGGCUGAGGCGCCGCCUCCAUCAGACGGGCUUGGUGACGUACCAAUUAUGGAUGAAGAGUUCUCGCCACUCCCUACGGCUGAUCAUGGUACUUAUACAUCAUCUAACAACCAUACUGUGGGCGUAGAGUUAGAGUACCCGGGAACUCAAGAAGUAUCUGAUGGGCCGGCAGCAGACUCGAACACAGGCGUUGCACCACAAGAUAUUGCUGACCUUCAUGGGUUUAUAACAGAGCUGCUCCAUGAACCGGAAGAGACAUCGAACAUAGGUAACGACACACAGGGCUCUGUGCAGGAGAAGGUGAUGGAUCCUCAGAGGGACAGCGCUAGCGAUAGUGAUCCAUCAACACCCAAGAGAUCGCAACAUCUCGAUGCCCCGAACGGGCCUGUUGGUGUCAUAUCGAUAAAGCAGACAGCAGGUGACGACCUGAGUCCGGCGCUGGGAGAGGCCGCUAGCUCUGUCAACCGCAUCGCCUUCUGA
Messenger RNA from Punctularia strigosozonata HHB-11173 SS5, 1173 nucleotides. RefSeq lists its product as uncharacterized. NCBI's taxonomy places the organism in Eukaryota, Fungi, Basidiomycota, Agaricomycetes, Corticiales, Punctulariaceae. The transcript has a single exon. Bases 1 to 1173 code for a protein of 390 amino acids. The record is from RefSeq and is a predicted model, not a curated record.